Molecule: messenger RNA, 1413 nt
Organism: Polypterus senegalus (gray bichir)
Lineage: Eukaryota; Metazoa; Chordata; Cladistia; Polypteriformes; Polypteridae
Exons: 4
Coding region: 721-1413 (230 amino acids)
Source: RefSeq, a predicted model, not a curated record
UGUGAGAAUUAAUAAUCUGUUGUUUGUGUGAGUUUUUCUUUUGCGCAAUGCGCAUUUCCUGCGAGAAUGUUCUCGAUUUAUGAGGUUUGGACACGUGCAUGAGUCCACGACUCCAAAAUCUGUAAUUACUAACGUUUUAUAGUCCCGACUUAAGGUAAGUAAAUGCAUUUACAUGAGUAGGACUUUUCUUUGUUGAAACCUAUAUAGUUAAAAAAAUCGGGAUGCGAUUUAUUAACAGUUGCCACGCGAGUAACCUUACUAACUUCGACGACCAUCGAUGAUAACCUACUGCCGAACGUAAAGAUUUUUAUGCGUUUAAUGUUAGCUUGUGUUAUUUGCAACGUGUAAUGAUGGCGGGUCCGUUAACUACGGAAGAUUUUAAUGACUGUAACAGAAUCUGAAAAUGAAUAAUUAUAAAAUGAAAGCUCAGUUGUGCUUAUUGUCGUGGCUUUUUAUCAAAAGCCACACUAUUGCGUUAUUUCCUUCUUUCCUUUUUUCACUAUAACAGCUUAUGUUUUUAUACCUCAAAACCCGACAUCAGGACUUUGUUCACUUAAAGUUAGCGGUCUGAAUUCCCGUAGUAGCUGCGGUGACCGACUCAAGCUUUUUAGGCACCAUACCAAAGUUGCGAACAGAGACUGGAAGCAGAUGAUUACAUAGUGGAUUGGGCAAUAAGAGCGUACAAGGCAGCAGCUUGUGGAUGAAGUGAAGAAGAAAAAUAUGAACCUGGACCUAGUCAACACCAAAAUGGACCUCACUUUUUCCCUGAGAAGAAAGGAGAUUGUCAUGGAUGAACCACUGGUCUCUGUAGUCCAACAGAGAUGGCCAGGCCUUUUCAUAGAGCAACAGGUAUAUGCAGAAUUUUAUCGCAUUACCCAGGUGCAAUUGAAAGAAACAUUUCUGACAUCCUUGGACGAGUAUUCGACAGCUCUGAUCAAAAUGUACAGAGCAAAUGGAGGCAAGACAGCACAUGAAUUGAAAUCACUUUUAGAAUUACUAGAUGAACAGACAAUGGAUGUUACCACACACAAGAGGGCAACGGUUCUACAAGGACUACCUCUGUACUUAAGAGAAUACAAGAAGUUAUCAACAACAUGUCAUGAUACAGACUCCCUUCAAAUAUAUACAAAUGAAAUGAAGAUAGGAAUAUUGGAGGUUGUGAGGCACCAUGAGACCCAUCCGGGAGCUGCACCAAUGAAUGUGGCUGUGGUGAUAGAAGGUCAAGUAGUAAUUGAAGAGCUUGUUGACUUCACAACUGCAUUUGUCAUACUUGUUGGUCUUCUGUAUGCUCUAAACAUUCAAUACCCAAAAGAACUGAAAUACACUUUUGAAACGGUGCAGAAGGUGUUUCUAAAUAUUGGAGACUCAUACUCACAUAGAGUAUUGUCACUCAAAAUAUGCUGCAAAUGUUAG